AUGGCCUUCUUUAAGGAAAAUACAACUUUGAGGGAAAAUAAGUUGUCGCAUAUUUGGGACACAACAGGAGGACUGUAUGAUAGUGAAUUGUACAUAGAUGGUUUAGUUGAUGAAUCUGUUGUUGAUGAAGUCAACGACAAUGGCACACGGUAUCACAUGAAUCCCGUGCUACACAGACUAUCCAUUAAAAAAGAAGAGGAGGGAAUAGGUUUUGAGAUCCUUGGAAUUACUCGACUCAACAGAAAUCCAUGCCACCGUGUGAUCAUUUAUAGCAGAGAGAACAAAUUCAGCUACUCAACGAAUCAAGAUAAAAAUAUUGUUUCUCUAUUCUUCCAUGGUGGUGGUUAUUUAAAUGCUAGUCCAUCCUAUUGGAAAGGUUUUGAAAAACUUAAGAUACUUGACUUGGAAGAUUUUGGGUUGAAUAUUUUGCCUGAAACGAUCGGCAUUUUGAUGGAACUAAGAUACUUGGGAUUGAGAAAUAAUUACAUAAAAGAGCUCCCAAAAUCAGUGGGGUGCUUGGAGAAUCUUGAGGUUCUUGAUGUUGCUCAAAACUUUAUGGUGCAAGUACCGGAUAUCAUAUGGGAAAUGGGUAGCCUUGUCCGCCUCUACAUGUCUGAUGUCAUUUGCAAGAAGCCUUUCAAGAUAGAUGUGCUUCAGCAGCUGAAUACCUUAACCUCAGUCUCAUUUGAUAAUCUAAUAUCUGACCUCUCAGGCUUGCAAAUGUUGGCUAGGCUUAAGAAAUUGGGUGUACAAGAUUUGGAUGGAAACGCACAUGUAAGCAAGCUCUUUGUGUCAUUGUUCAACUUGAAAUCUCUUCACCACCUAAUCUUAAGAGGGCACCGUUAUAGAAACAUGCCUUGUUUGGAUGACCUUGGUACUCUACACAAUGUCAAAACACUCAAAUUGGAUGGACGCCUUGAUAGGUUGCCAAAACGCUUCCCUAUCUUCAUGUCUUCCUUGACAUUGGCUAAUAGCUGUGCUAAUGAAGAUCCCAUGCCACUACUAGGGAAGCUACCUCACUUAGAGUACCUCAAAUUGCGGAACGCAUACACAGGUCAACACAUGGGGAUCCCGAAAAAACAUUUUUCCUCUCUUGAAGUGUUGUGCAUCGAAGAGUUAUGGAACCUGAGGAAUCUACAAAUUGGAAAAGGUGCAGUAGAAUAUCUUGAAAAAUUAGAAAUCCGCAAUUGUCCAAAUCUGGACACCCUCCCGGAAGAGGUUCGGUCAAUACGGGAUCUGGAUGACUUAAAGAUGGUGACAACCAAAACCAUUUCAACAAACAUCAGGAAUUCACGAUCAAUCUCCAAAAUAAGGUUUGUGAAUAUCAAUCCAUAA
Salvia hispanica is the source of this 1335-nucleotide messenger RNA. Its product is annotated as putative disease resistance protein At1g59620. Lineage: Eukaryota; Viridiplantae; Streptophyta; Magnoliopsida; Lamiales; Lamiaceae. The record is from RefSeq and is a predicted model, not a curated record. Gene Ontology annotation, molecular function: protein binding.